AAGGAGCAUGAUGAGUCUUGUUGCUGGUAAGAGAAGGACAAUCAUGAAUGUUGCUAGCUUCUUUUUUAAGAGAUAGGGAACUCUAAGGAGAACAGCCUAUUUAAGAAUCAUUAUAAACAACAACAAAAUAAUUUGAUGUUAAGGGAUAAAUUUAUCAAAAUUGUGGAAGAAUAGGUAAAAUAAACGAAAUCUUGUAAGUACGGAGUGACAUGGAGGAAAAUUAUAUUUUUGACCCAGAUUUCUCAAUGCCAAACCUAACUUUUUAUUUUUAUAAAUUGGAAGUUCAUCGUUGCCCUUUCUGUGUUAAAGAGUCGGCCCAUUUUUUGAACAAGGCAAAAUUUUUGUUUAUUUUUAGUAAGCAACCUCAUAAUUGAAGAUGAAUUAAUAAUUUCGAUGGCCUAUUAGUAGGAAAUGGAUCCAUUCGGUGUGCGAACCACUGGAAUUAGCAGUGAAAUACUUAAAGGGGAAAAGGAUUUGUAGAAUGUAAAAGCAUGGAAUUCCUCUUCAGUGUAUGUAAAAAGAAACACUUGGACCUCAGAAUUAAGGAAGAGCGGAGCAAAAUAUUCACCACUUGUUGGACUGAGUCCAUCCUUUAAAAGAUAAUUCCUCUCUCUUAUCACCAAAUACUUUCAGGAAGUGGAUUUUGAAUGAUGUCCUAAACUCUAGAGUUUUCCUCCGGUGCCUUAGGAGUGGAAGGUAUGACUCAUGCAACCCCCCUCACGCACCCCUAAUCCGAUGCCAACCCCUCAUCACUCUCUGCUAGAGGCAGGGAGGGUCAUGCAGCGGUUGCCAUGGAAACCUACCAAGUUCAAUGUCCUGAGAGCUCAGGCCAGUUGUUUAAUUACUCCAUGCCUAAAUAUCCUCAUUUACAUGAACAACAUGCGAGUGCUUCUGAUAACCUCGUAAACAAGUUAGUUUGGACGAGUGGAUGAGUUGACAUACCUAAAGAAAUUAGAACACUUCCUAGUACCUGGUAAUGAACUUUAGCUAUUACUUUAUCUGUUUCUGUACUGGGGCUUGGUGCAAGAGGUUUUAUUUGGAGGAAAAGUUCUACUUGACUGCCUUUUUAAAAGUUUUUGAAAAGACUACAGCUUUAAGACAUUAUUUCAUCAUUGACGAGCAUGGGUUUGUCCUUUGGCCAACAGCCAAGUCCCUUCCCCCUUUCACCCAUUAACCCUGAACUCUAAGUGUUAAGCACUCGGUUCCCUCCCUUCCUCGGACCUAACUGAGGAUGAUGUCAUUGGAGUUGCAGAAACUAUUUCAUGAUCAUCUUUUGUUUUUCUCUCUCCCUCACUUUCUAAAGGAGAAAAAGAUUUUAUUAAUUAUCUAAGCCCUCGGAGGCCUUUUGGAGGUGCUUUCUCUAUACAGAGCUAUUAUCAUCACCCACAUUUAGUGAGGUACUUGGGGAUUAAAAGUGUUGUGUAAAUGUUUACACAUGAUUACGCGGUGGCCCAAGAUUCACAGUGGGACAACACAGACAGCCCAGGAAGAAGCAUGAAGUCCCAGAGAGGCAAUGAUUUUUGCACGAGAGAGACUGCUACCGAGUUAGCUGGAAGUCUACCAAGUAACGGCACAGCCAACAAGAUGAACGGGGCUUUGGAUCACUCAGACCAACCAGACCCAGAUGCCAUUAAGAUGUUCGUCGGACAGAUACCCCGCUCGUGGUCGGAAAAGGAGCUGAAAGAACUUUUUGAGCCUUACGGAGCCGUCUACCAGAUCAACGUCCUCCGGGACCGGAGUCAGAACCCUCCCCAGAGCAAAGGUUGUUGUUUCGUAACAUUUUAUACAAGAAAAGCUGCACUUGAGGCCCAGAAUGCACUGCACAAUAUUAAAACUUUACCUGGGAUGCAUCAUCCCAUUCAGAUGAAACCUGCAGACAGUGAAAAGUCAAACGCCGUGGAAGACAGAAAAUUGUUCAUAGGAAUGGUUUCGAAGAAGUGUAAUGAGAAUGAUAUCAGGGUGAUGUUCUCUCCGUUCGGCCAGAUAGAGGAAUGCCGGAUCCUCCGGGGGCCCGACGGGCUGAGUCGAGGCUGUGCGUUUGUCACAUUUUCUACAAGGGCAAUGGCACAGAAUGCAAUCAAAGCCAUGCAUCAGUCUCAGACCAUGGAGGGCUGCUCUUCACCUAUCGUGGUGAAGUUUGCGGACACUCAGAAGGACAAAGAGCAAAGGCGCCUCCAGCAGCAGCUGGCGCAGCAGAUGCAGCAGCUCAACACUGCCACCUGGGGGAACCUGACGGGGCUGGGCGGACUGACCCCGCAGUACCUGGCGCUCCUGCAGCAGGCCACCUCCUCCAGCAACCUGGGCGCGUUCAGUGGCAUUCAGCAAAUGGCUGGCAUGAACGCUUUGCAGCUGCAGAACCUGGCGACGCUCGCUGCCGCUGCGGCCGCGGCCCAGACCUCAGCCACCAGCACCAAUGCAAACCCUCUCUCCACCACGAGCAGCGCCCUGGGGGCCCUCACGAGUCCCGUGGCUGCUUCCACCCCUAACUCCACUGCUGGUGCAGCCAUGAACUCCUUGACCUCUCUUGGGACUCUGCAAGGACUGGCUGGAGCCACCGUCGGACUGAAUAAUAUUAAUGCACUAGCAGGUACCAUAAACAUUGCUCAAAUGCUCUCAGGUAUGGCGGCUCUGAAUGGAGGACUUGGCGCCACAGGCUUGACGAAUGGUACGGCUGGCACCAUGGACGCCCUCACCCAGGCCUACUCAGGAAUCCAGCAGUACGCGGCUGCCGCGCUGCCCACGCUGUACAGCCAGAGCCUGCUGCAGCAGCAGAGCGCCGCGGGCAGCCAGAAGGAAGGUCCAGAGGGGGCAAACCUCUUUAUUUACCACCUUCCACAGGAGUUUGGAGACCAGGACAUUCUGCAGAUGUUCAUGCCUUUUGGAAAUGUUAUCUCUGCUAAAGUCUUCAUCGACAAACAGACCAAUCUGAGCAAGUGCUUUGGUUUUGUUAGCUACGACAAUCCAGUCUCUGCACAGGCUGCUAUCCAGGCUAUGAAUGGCUUUCAGAUCGGCAUGAAACGCUUGAAGGUGCAGCUGAAGCGCUCCAAAAACGACAGCAAACCUUACUGAUCCUAACCCUAGAGGCUCCCUGCUCUCAUUUUAGCUUUCUUAGGGUAAGUCCCAAGAGCCAGCCUGUUCUCAGCAGGGGAGGCAGAGGAGGACCACAUUGCCAACUUUUACCAAGAGAGACGGUUAUUUUUACAAUAAGGCCUCCAUUUCCCCACCCAUGCCCCCACCCAGUUUGCCAUAAUUACAACUUGGGCUACCUUGUUUCUAUUGAGUAAAUUCCUCCUCCAGUUGUGCCACUGUAUUCUCCUUUGUUUUGCAAUUUGAAUCUCCUUUGACCUUUUUUUUUUUAAUUUUUUUUUUGUUUUCAUUCUUGCUUUUUUAAAGAAAAAUAUACACACAAGUAAAUGACAUCUUGAGAAUUUAAAAGGCAAACGAAUGCUAAUGUGCAAUUCUAACUCUGAAACCACUGGUGCCCCGAGAGCACUGCCUGGAGAAUUCGCCCCUCCUUGUCUGGCGCCCACCCCUCCGGAGGGCCCUGGCGCUUAGAGGUUACCGUGGGGCCUAGCACGAGGGAGAAGCCAGGAGAAGCACUUACUCAAAACAACACAAAACGUCUUUCCACUACAUUGGUUUGUUUUAAUGAGUAGGAUUUGAUUUUAGGGUUCAAAGAAACAUGACAUUUACUGGUCAGAUUAUUACACUGGUUGUCUAUUUUGUUAUUGUUUUAUUUUAGUUUUUAGAAAGGAUUAAUGUAAAAAAAAGAUUUAGAGAUCUGUUUCUUAAAGCUACAGGGUUUAAAAAUAAAAUAAAAAUGAGUGAAAAUACUUGAUGUUUCUUGAAAGAUAAAUUUAAUAAUAAUAAAUACAUAAAUAAUACAUAAAUAAAAAAGAAAGCCACAGGCCUGUAAAUUUUAUUUGUAAAAAAAGCAUUUCUAUUUUUAUACAAAAUUUUUACUGCCUCAGAAAUAAUGGAAGUUAUUUAUUGCCUAUUGUUAACUUAUUGGGUACCUAAAGAGCAGUUCUCUGUCUAGCUAGAACCUUCUGAAGUAGUCUCUAGAGGAAUUGUUCUAGGAAUGGGCUUUUUUUCACCGUUGAACCCUAGACCUACAGUUCAUGCUUAUCCUCUCGUGUUUGUAUCUGUCUAAUUAUUUUGUUUGUAACUUCCAUUAUCUAGUUUACAAUUCAGCCGUCUGACUUUCCCCAUAUGUCACAUUUGUUGAAACUGGACCCUCUCCCCUGUCCCUCACCCCAAACACCCAGAAUCCAUCCCUUCUCUGUCUCUCCAGAUGGAUUCUCUUGGGGUUUCAUUGUGCUGUGGAUUAAGAGUGUAAGAAAUGCAAAUUAUGUGAAUGGCUCGUAGACUCCCCGAUGACCUAAGAUUUGCAUUAGUUUUCUCCUGCACCCUUAAAAGUGAUUUUGUUGCUGCUGCAUAGAUUCUGUGUAACUUUUUACUCUUCCUUGUUUUUUCCCUAGACAUCUUCAUGCCCGUUAGUUCAUCGUUUGCCUAGCAUGUCCCUGUGGCGUCUCAAAAAAAAGUUUCAUCGUCCCGUCAUUGUUUCUGAUGUCUUUCUGACCUCACAUCAUAUUUGGUUCUCCUACUGACUUUUGAUCUAGUUUGACCUUUGAAAUUUGCAUGUGACCUCAUCUAGCUAUGAAUUCUGGGAAGUCAAUGUGAAAAACAUUGCUGCAUUCAUGCAAGACUGAAAUUUAUUAUUAGACAAAUUAAUUAUAGAAAAAACAACCUGUGGCAAAAAUGUUUCUUUCUUAUUUUUUUUUCUUUUCAUAAAACAGACUUGAAAGUAUUAUACAGGGAUUGGCAUUCUUCCCGGUCACUGGUAACAAUAGCAAUAUGUGUCCAGGGACACAGAAUGUUGGUUUCUAACAGACUACUUCCAAAAACAGUUUGAGAAAAAAACUGUCUGAUUUUAAGUCUCUAGAGGUCUGUAAUAGUUUUUACAUUUUUCAGGCAGUGUAAAGUUUUUUGAUAAGGCCAUUUUAGGUGGCUCACUUUCUCAUUAAGAUAUAUAUAUAGAACCACUUUUUGUAGAUUAGUAUAAGAAAAAUAUUUACCCUGUUUUGGGGCAAAUGCUACCUAUUUGUGUCACCUUUUGCUGAACUGACUCACAGUUAGACAAUCCAUGGUUUAAUGCACAUGAAAUUACCUAUAUUUUAUACUGUUUCAAUGUACAGGAGAAAGGUUACUGUAAACUGUGUUAUGUUGGUGCUUCUGUGAAUUAAGUUGUGGUUUCAUCAUGAGUCUUAUGGUCUUAAUGUUCUUUGUUGAUAAGACAAGUUUAGAAUUGGUUUACUUAAAACAAAAAAGAAUUUCAAAAAAAAGUUGUUUGCUUAAAAAAAAUUUCAUGUGAGGG
Molecule: messenger RNA, 5377 nt
Organism: Microcebus murinus (gray mouse lemur)
Lineage: Eukaryota; Metazoa; Chordata; Mammalia; Primates; Cheirogaleidae
Source: RefSeq, a predicted model, not a curated record